Molecule: messenger RNA, 5120 nt
Organism: Mustela erminea (ermine)
Lineage: Eukaryota; Metazoa; Chordata; Mammalia; Carnivora; Mustelidae
Gene: ACER2
Product: alkaline ceramidase 2
Exons: 6
Coding region: 131-958 (275 amino acids)
Biological process (GO): ceramide metabolic process
Cellular component (GO): membrane
Molecular function (GO): hydrolase activity, acting on carbon-nitrogen (but not peptide) bonds, in linear amides
Source: RefSeq, a predicted model, not a curated record
GCUGGGGAGGCGCCACAUCCGGCGGCUGACUCGUUGUGUAUAAAACCGAGGCCGCAGUAGUCGGCUUCCAGCAGCAGCCCUGGGCUCUUUUCGGCUAGGGGAGCAGCUGCUCCAAUGCCCCACAGCGGCCAUGAGCAUCCCGCACUGGUGGGACCAGCUGCGGGCCGGCAGCUCGGAGGUGGAUUGGUGCGAGGACAACUACACCAUCGUGCCUGCCAUCGCCGAGUUCUACAACACGAUCAGCAACGUCUUAUUUUUCGUUUUACCGCCCAUCUGCAUGUGCUUAUUUCGCCAGUACGCAACAUGCUUCAACAGUGGCAUCUACCUAAUAUGGACGCUCUUAGUUGUAGUGGGAAUUGGAUCCGUCUACUUCCACGCAACCCUAAGUUUCUUGGGCCAGAUGCUCGAUGAACUUGCAAUCCUUUGGGUUCUGAUGUGUGCUCUGGCCAUGUGGUUCCCCAGAAGGUAUCUACCAAAGGUCUUUCGGAACGACAGGGGUAGGUUCAAGGCAGUGGUCUGCGUCCUUUCUGCGGUGACGACAUGCCUGGCGUUCGUCAAACCGGCCAUCAACAACAUCUCUCUGAUGACCCUCGGGGUUCCUUGUACCGUGCUGCUCGUUGCCGAGCUGAGGAGGUGUGACAACGUGCGUGUCUUUAAGCUGGGCCUCUUCUCGGGCCUGUGGUGGGCCCUGGCGCUCUUCUGCUGGAUCAGUGACCGAGCCUUCUGCGAGCUGCUGUCGUCCUUCCACUUUCCCUACCUGCACUGCGCGUGGCACAUCCUCAUCUGCCUUGCCGCCUACCUGGGCUGCGUCUGCUUUGCCUACUUUGACGCUGCUUCCGAGAUUCCCGAGCAGGGCCCCGUCAUCAAGUUCUGGCCCAGUGAGAAAUGGGCCUUCAUCGGUGUCCCCUAUGUGUCUCUCCUGUGUGCCAGCAAGAAAUCACCGGUCAAGAUCACGUGAUGGCAAGGCAGUGGCUGGCUUCUCUGCCUAUUUUUCCUCAUGCACUGGGCUUCACUUGCCAGCAAAGACAGCUGGUGGUUUGUAGAGUUGGGGGUAGGGGUCUGUCUUUUUAGUAUUUUGUUCCCUUGGGCUCUAACCAGCGAGUCUGUGGCUCACCAGGACUCCACUGUGCAUGGGGGAAGAAGGUCUUUCCCUUUCCCAAGACGGAAAGUGAACUGAGGGGCAUCAGGUAGAUCUUCUCAGCGUCCCUUCCAGAUACAGUGACUGGUUGGGCUGUAUCCUUUGUGAUGGCAAGGUGGUCCCUUGUGGGAGCCUCAAUUCCCAGAAGGCGUUUGCUCCAGACCCCACUGGUCCCAUGUGCUCUCAGAGUGGACCCUCCUGCUGACAGACUCUGUGACAGGCAAGACCAUCUGACUGAUGGAAGAUGCCAGGGAUUUUCAUCUGGGGAAAUGGUCCUAAAAUAAAACCAAGCCAAUGAAACCCACGCAGGGCUUGUGGCUGAGGAGGCUACUGGUCUACUUGGAGACUCUCGGUAACCAGAUUUUACUUGUGCUUGUGAAUCCUUUCUCUACUACCUCUGCUGAGAGCCGGGGACUUCAGAUGAGAGUGGAGUGGACAGAAAAACCCUCUGUGCCAAAAGCUACACUCCACUUUAAGCCAUUCUUGAAGAUGAGCACAAUUUCUAAGUGCCCCCCAGCCCAGGGGCCUCCAACACUUGGAGAAGAGUAGGUAUGGCUAAGCCAUCUGCACACAGAGCCCCACUCCUUGCUGCUGAACUCUGUAAAGUCAAGGCCUUGGGAUGGUCACAGUGGGGAUCCUGGUUUAACAUCUGGAGCAAACACAAAGUUCUGGAAACUUCUGCUAAUGGGAAACCUUCGAUUCUGGAAGUUAUCCUCGAAAACCUCGCCUCUUCUUUGUCCAGUGUUUCCUGUGGGAAUCGUACUCUGUGCACUCUGAGUACAAGGUGCUUCCUGUGGUUUUUCUGAGCAUCUGAUGGCUGCUUCUCUCGACUACUGAGGGGAUCCCAGGCUGGCUUUUCGGGUCACUUAUGCAGUGGGCAAGUCUGUUGCCUUCUGAGUUUUUCCUCAGCUCAGAUGACACUGGCUACCACUAACCUCUUCACUGGGCUGAAUGAAGACUCCAGAAAUGGUCAUCGAGGUGUGUGUGGGGGGGGUACAUGACCUCAGGGAUACUCACUGUCCCUCUGACACCUCCUGCCUUGCAGCAUUCCGCUGUGAAAGAGGGCAGGACGGAGGUGUCCUUGUGAGGACAGGAGUCGUAUCACCAAGGAUUGAAGAGUUGGGCAGUACCAGUCUGUGGCGUGUCUAGGAACUCUUGCUUUACUGAGAAUUUUGUACAGGAUCCAAGGUGAAAAGUCCAAUAAGGAACAAUGAACUGAGAGUUUAAAAAUGAGUGACUUUGUUCUCCUUCUGUGGUUUUCAAGUAAUUUUUUUUUUAGCACAACCCUAUUUACAGUAAGAGAUCCUGAUGGAACCCAAAUGUGAGAAAUGUGUUGUAUUCUAUUAAGUUUAUUUGCAGGUAGAACUUACAUAUUUCCCUAAUAUCAUGCAGUGAAGAUGCAAGUUAAAUUGUGGUUUCCAUGGUGAAAAAUUUGGUGUUGAAGGAGUGUACCUGUGUAUUAUGGUUUAAAAAUAUACUUUGAAAAAAGGUGUUUAUGUAUUAGUGGGCUUCUAAUGCACCUCUGAGAUUUUGGUGGUUCUUGGAACCACUGCGAGUUUUAAAACUUUGGUCUAGGAUUUUUUAAAGGGAAGUAGCAGUCCUUGCUUCAGAUUAAUUUCACCUGGCAUGGAUUCUGGGCUCCUCCAUUCGGUAGUAUCAGAAUGCUCCAAAGUAGAGAGAAGCUUCCACAUGCUUCAGGCCCAGCUGUCUUAGCGUGGAAACUUGGAUGAGGAGAGGCAGAGAAGUGCGGGAAGGGUUUGUGUUCUGUGUGAGGUUUAAUUUCUGUCUUGAGAGUUCCUCAUUGACAGGAGCACUGUUCAGCAGUUAGGGAGGGACUGUGUCUCUCUCUCAGGUAAAGGGGUGGGUGGGUCCUUGAUGAUCAUCACCUCCAACUCUCAUCUCUUUGAUCUUGCUCUUCUGGAAGUUUCUGAGUGUCCUUUGGAAAUAGGGAUGCAAUGUGACUGUUGGAAAUAAGGAGAUCAGCGCCCCAACUCACAGGGCUGUUUCCAUCUGUCUUCUACGAGACAGAUGACUUAGUUAAGAUAUCAGAAGGGAUAUUUUUGCUGUUUAAAAACAAAAACAAAAACAAAAAAACAAGGCCCUUCUAGAGAUUGGUUUUAAUGAGCUGAGGGCUGAUAACGUACGGAAUGGCUUUAUUUGAGGACAAAAACUGAACUUUUGAACAAAAAUCACUCUAGCUUGUUAGCUUGGUAAAUCGAGAAAGGAGUUGAACAAUCUAGUUUGAAGUUAGACUUCUGACAUAUUUAUAUUUACAUUUAUAUUUAGGAUGCUUUUCUUCUAGCACUAAACACUCUUGAAAGAAAAUUGGAAAACCACAGGAAAGUCGAAGGGAAAAAGAAGUCUGUAUUUCUAUUGUCCGAGAACAAUCAUUGUUAAUAUUCUGGUAUAUUUUCUUCUCGUCUCCCCCUCCUGCCCCAUAGCCUUGUGAGCAGCCGUCUUUUAGAGGGGACAGUUCUUCCGGUCGCUUGAAUGGAAUAUAAAUGCCAGUUAUGUAUUUUUCAUGAGGAGCAGCUUUUGGAAUACACUCGGUCAGCUGUACCCUUGAGAGCUCAUCACUGGAUUCUGACUUACUGCUGAGUCUUCUUUUUAAAUUGAGCCUGACAUGAAUAGGUCCCGAGAAAUAAUGAACUGAAUUCUAUCUUCCAGAGGCCUCUGCUCCGGAUUAACGAGUCGCAGGACAUUGCUGGUAAAAAUAGGGUUCUAUAGGUUUUCAGAUUUAAAAAAGUGAAUAGCUUAUUGAUUGAUGUGCAAUCAAGAAUCUUUUGGGUUUUUCUCUCUAAUAACGCAGAGACGUGGAGAUGUGAUGUUUGUGACUUAGGUCAUGGCAGGUCCGGUACAUUUGUGUUCUGCUUGGAUAGAUUUGCCUAAGACCGAGAAUGAGCAGGAGUUGGAUCUAAGAGAGUCAACAUUGCUGUCCUCGUUACCGAGCGAUCAUUUAAGUCGGUGAUUCUUAUUUUCCAGUGUUUGAUUCAAUCUUAAUUUUUAGAAAAAAAUCAUUGCUCUUUAUGAUUAUGAUUAUAUUAUUAGCACGAAUAUAUCGAAGGUGUAUGGGGGAGAGAUAACCUGAAUCUGUUUGGUAACAGGCUACAUUUUGGGGGAAAUGAGGCCUGUCCCUCGGAUGAGUGCCUAACAAUUGUGGAUCCAAGAUGUUCUGUUGGGGGAAUCUAAGCUUGAUGGUCAUCAAGCACAGACUUUCUUAAAAAAACAAAAACAAAACUGUAACUUGUUUUUACUGGAUUUCUCAGGUGUGUCAAAACUUCUCACCCGUUCAUCACGCUUAUGUGAACCAAUGCCAUGUUGCAGGUUCUGAGAGUGGGACGGAGUCUCCUCGGCUCUUCAUCCCAUGGGGCUGACACACAGCCAUCUGGGGGAUGGGGGAGGGCUGAAGCUUGUCCAGCGAGCACUCCCAACCCCAGCUCCUUUUCCCCAAAUGAGCUUGGAACCUUUCAUUGUCAGCUCUUUGCCUGGGUGCUACCAUUCCAGCUGGCCAGAGAGAAUUGGCAGGCCAGAUUGGGGUUCUCAAGGGAUUUUAUGGACAUUCUCCUACAGAUUAAAAAAAGAAGAAGAAGAAAAAGGCCUCUAUUCUAAAGGACUGAUUGUUUGAAUUGAUUCUUUCUCUCUGUUAAACCAGAUUGAAGACUAUUUUAUAAUCACAGUAUGUAAUCAGAACUUACAUGGUAUUUUCAGAUACAUCCCCUUGUUUUAUACUUUCUGGACUUGUUCCGUAUAAGGGUGGUGUGGGCUCCCUGGCUGUGGUAGCAUUUAGUCUCCAUUGCUUUGGGAAUGAUUUGAAGCCUUUUGAAAUGGAGCUUUUGCACUUUAUGCUAUUUUUGUGAGCUAUGAUGGUUAUAUUCGAUAUUAAAGCCGUAAGGGGCAUUUUCUGUGAAUUUAUGUUUGUGUUUAUUUCCCAAAUGAUUUCGGAAAUACCUGAAAAUAAAAGAUGCAUUUAAUGGAUUGUCAA